Phragmites australis (common reed) is the source of this 2612-nucleotide messenger RNA. Its product is annotated as calmodulin-binding receptor-like cytoplasmic kinase 3. Gene Ontology annotation, molecular function: protein kinase activity; ATP binding. The transcript is spliced from 7 exons. The coding region runs from base 500 to 2131 and encodes 543 amino acids. Lineage: Eukaryota; Viridiplantae; Streptophyta; Magnoliopsida; Poales; Poaceae. Gene Ontology annotation, biological process: protein phosphorylation. The record is from RefSeq and is a predicted model, not a curated record.
ACCCUCCACCUCCUUCCUCAAAAGAUAUUUUCUUUCCCUUUUCUUCUCGCCUUCCUCUCCAAUUGCUCCGCUCCUUGGUUCGUGCUUGCUAUUUCGCUUCUCAUGCUUUGGCUUCUUCCGAUCUGUGCGCCACAUAAUCCCUUGAUUGACCUCAGAAUCUCGUUCCUUUACUAGAUAGGUAGAUUUCUUGCUCAGCUCGGAUUUGUUUGUCCUCUUCUUCUUGCCUUGUCCUGCAGAUUUCGGUGUCCAAUCGCUCCAAGAUUUUGUACUUUUCUGUUUUGCUUGAUCUGUUAGCCUUUCUUGCUGUCUUGUCCUUUUCUCUGUGUAAGAGCUCAGUUCUUGCUUCAUCCUCUCGUUCUUUCAUCAAAUUCGAUUCCAUUUCCGCUUCUUGGGGUCACAAAUUUAUUCCUUCUGUUGCGUUGGUGAAGAGAAAGGCGCAGUGGAAGUUACGAGGUAGCGAAGUUGAACUCUGAUUCUUAGCUUAAUUUGCUCGCCAAAGAUGAGAUAUUUGGGAGUUGUAUGGUCAAAUCCGUUCUCAGCACCGAUGUCUCCUUUGACUCUUCUCCCUUCUCUCGUCGUCCUCCUCCUGUGCUGCUCGCCUCUAGUUAUCGCUUCCAUCUUUGAGCCAACACUUUCACAGGCUGCUUGUGGAGACGACCAAGUUGCCAUCUUGGACGCCUCUGAUGGCCUCCUCAACCUGUCGGUCAACGGGGUUCUGGUGCCGGACCGUGUUCUUGGCUGCAAGAAGCUCCGCUCGUACUUCAGGAACGGUUGCCUCCAUUGCAGCGAGCUGUCGGAUGCGUGGAGGGGUGUUGUGAAGCAAUACUGCGGCCAAGGAAGCGAAUCGAGCUAUGCUCAAAAUGUACCAAGGAAGCUUUUGCGGCAGCCCACAGCGAAUAGUGCAAAAAAUGAUUAUGAUCCAUGUGGAAGCAUGAGCUUGCAUGAAACUAAUCAGGAUACCAAUGAUUCUUCAGAAAAAGAAGAUCAUCUCCUGGCUGUGCCAGGUGUGAUUCUCCUAUGCUGUGGUUUCAUGCUUCCAUGCUUUCAUGCCGAAAGAAAAGAAGCCAGCAGGCACAACACUGCAACGAUUCAGCGCAAUGCAGUUGAAUCAGUUUCAUCCUUUGAAGUAAGCACAUCGUCUGAGAAGGUCCCACCGACUCCACAUCGAAUACCUCCAAGUCCGUCUAGAUUUGCACCGUCGCCACAUAUAGCUAGAGUUGGAUCUAUGAGCUUAAGCAUCCAGCAGAUUCUCAGGGCAACCCAGAACUUCUCACCUUCAUUUAAGUUAGGUGAAGGAGGAUUUGGAAUGGUCUACAGGGCUGUAUUGCCAGAUGGCAACGUUGUUGCAGUCAAGAGAGCUAAAAAGGAUCAAUUUGCAGGUCCGAGGGAUGAGUUCAGCAAUGAAGUGGACUUGCUUGCUAAAAUAGACCAUCGCAAUUUGGUGAGGUUACUGGGUUUUACUGAUAAAGGAAAUGAGCGUAUUAUCAUCACUGAGUAUGUUCCAAAUGGCACCCUUAGAGAACAUUUAGAUGGUCAACAUGGAAGAGUUCUGGAUUUUAAUCAGCGCCUAGAAAUUGCAAUCGAUGUUGCUCAUGCACUUACUUAUCUCCAUCUGUAUGCAGAGAAGACAAUAAUUCAUCGCGAUGUGAAGUCAUCAAACAUCCUGCUGACAGAUAGCUACCGGGCUAAGGUUUCUGACUUUGGAUUUGCAAGAAGUGGCCCCAGUGACACAGAGAAGACACACAUAUCAACGAAAGUGAAAGGCACAGCUGGCUACCUGGAUCCUGAAUACCUGAGAACAUACCAGCUAACUCCAAAGAGCGAUGUCUUCUCAUUUGGCAUAUUGCUUGUAGAAAUUAUUUCUGCUCGCCGACCCGUAGAGCUGAAGCGAACCCCUGAAGAGAGGAUCACAAUCAGAUGGACUUUCAAGAAAUUUAAUGAAGGCAACACAAGAGAGAUACUGGACCCGUUGUUGGAGGAUCAUGUGGAUGAUGAGGUGCUUGAAAAACUCCUUAGCUUGGCAUUCCAAUGCGCUGCUCCAACGCGAGAGGACCGUCCGACCAUGAAGGAAGUUGGGGAGCAGCUGUGGGAAAUACGGAAAGAGUAUGGAAAGAGCAUCAGGAAGGUGUGAAAAUCAUGCAGAACGUGCUCUUUCAGGCUUUCCUGAAAAUCAUCGCCCAACCAUGCAAAUCUUUACGCCGAUGGAUACAUAUCUGAUGAUAUGUUUCUGACUUGACAAAUAUGGUCUGAACAAUGUACAGAGAGUGAGAUAACAUCGCCAUCAAUUUGUAUCUCCUUUGUUUAUCGGUUUGCAGUGGACGUCCCUAUGGAGUUACAAUUCUUUUAGCGAAUGUGUAUUUGGGAGUUCUCACAUUUCUUGUUACAAUUUAUGUGAAUUGGAGCAGGAAACAAUCAAGUAAAAAUAGGCUCUAGUUGGGUUAAAAAAUAAAGUGAUAUGUUACUGGUUCACAUUGAUAUGAUAUUAUGAUGCAUGUAGCCGCACAAGAGUCGCGUAGUGUUUAUAAGUUCGAUACAUGAAUGGAUUGUGUAGCUAUUGGCAGAAACAGAUGGAAUAUGAAUCCAGUAUUGUUUAACAAAUAUGUUCGAAUACA